Manduca sexta (tobacco hornworm) is the source of this 9831-nucleotide messenger RNA. RefSeq lists its product as uncharacterized. The coding region runs from base 772 to 6786 and encodes 2004 amino acids. The record is from RefSeq and is a predicted model, not a curated record. The transcript has 34 exons. Gene Ontology annotation, biological process: regulation of transcription by RNA polymerase II. NCBI's taxonomy places the organism in Eukaryota, Metazoa, Arthropoda, Insecta, Lepidoptera, Sphingidae.
CCGCCCCCCGCCGCCGACAGCGCCGCCGAGCGGCCGCAACGCGAAACGUCCACGUCGUCUAUACAGCGUUGCCAUUCCGUAUCUAUAAUUUCGCUGGACGUAAAUUUCAAACGAAACAGUUCAAUGGACUUUUCGAAAACUCCAAAACGCGUCGGCGAUCGUAAAAAGUAAUGUGUAACUUAGGGUAUUGUAGGUGAUGGUGUAAAACGAUACGUUUGUUGAAUAUUGUGUUAACCAGUGCCAGUUUGGUGUCGGUGCGUGUUGUCCGUGAACGAAGUCCCGUUGGGAGCUUCCACGUCGGUUGUCUGCUAAAAGGUGAGUUCGCGAGUGGCGCCCGGCGCUGCAUGUGCCAUGUCACGUGUCGGCUACACUUUGAAGUGAGUUUGUCAGGUGGAAAGUGCGCGUUCGUCUGCUGUCGCCGAGUAGUUCCGUCCUCAAUACCAGUUCCUAGGUUAUUCAGUCGGUGCAGUGCGGCAGUGCAGUGUGUGUGAGUGUUGUGUUAGUGCGGGAUGGGCCGCAGCUAGCGAGCCGCCGCGAGCCGGCAUGCGCGCCGCCUAGCCAUGCCACCAGCGCAAAACUGCAUAUGGCGCAGUAUACGCAACGAACACAGCCAAUGCACAGGUAUAACCGCGGAACGGCAAUAGGAUAAAUGGUACAAACCUUCGAUAGACAUUGGGUAUAAUGAUGAUAAAACUAUCAGGCAACUGGUAAAGAACCAACGGAGGCAGCAGGUGCCGUCUAAGCAUCAGACUACAUUAUGAAGUGCACUGAAUGUGGUACCCGAACAUGAAACUCUUAGCGUCAAGACUGGACCAUAAAUCGCCCGGGCAGACGGAUCACGGGCACGGCGGCGGCGGCGCGCUGGCGUACGGCGGCAAGCCUGCGGGGGCUGUGGUGGCGGCGCCCCAGCCCAGGCCGCCGCCGGCCGCCCCUUACGCGCCGCAGCCGUACCCGCCGGCGCAGCUGCGGCUCCACCAGCCCGGAUAUGGAUCGGCGGCGCUGUCUUAUAGGUUGCGUUGCAGGGACGGCAGCUACGCGCGCGGCGGCGGCGCGGUGGGCGCGGCGGGCGCGGUGGGCGAGUACCGCGGCGGCGUGGGCGUCGGUGGCGUCGGCGUCGGCCGCAUGUCGUUGCUCGGCAGCGGAUACUUGCCCGCGCCCGCCGCGCACCACCCGCCGCCCGCCGACCCGCCGCCCUUCAAGAAAAUCCGCCUCGCCGCCGAACGACCGCCCAUCACUCAGCUGCCUCAUCAUCAGCCGCUCAGGGUCGAUACCAGGGAGCCGGUGAGCGCGUACAACACAGUGGAGGUUCUCUCCCCGAACCCGCCCUCCGAGCAGACGAUAGAGGACCAGAGUCUGAGGACCACGAAGGAUGAUCUGUUACAGCAGAUAUCUAAGGUGGACAGAGAGAUGGCGUUAACAGAGAACACGUUAAACCAGCUAAAGAAGAAGCAAGAAGAGUUAGAGAAGUCGGCGUCGAACCCGGCGCGGGCCGAGGAGCCCGAGGAAGCGCCCCCGCGGCACAGGAGCCUCGCACAUUGUAUAUACGCUGAGAACAGGAAGAAGGUGCGACUGGCCACCUUGGGAUUCCAAGAUUUUCUAUUUGACGCGGCGACGGCGCACGGAGUACUGUCGAACCUUGGACCGGAGGUGUUAUACCCGCUGUACAACCAGCCACAAGACACAGAGGUGUACCACGAGAACAUCAGGAGGCAUCGAGUGUUCAGGAAGAAGCUUGUUGAGCACAUACGAAGGAUAAAGGCUGAGACUGAAAAGCGAGAAGACGCGUUAGCAGAGGAAUACAGCAGAAGAGCGGCGGAGUGGGCGCGGAGAGUCGAGCGGAUAGAACAGAGCCAGAAGAGGAAAGCGAAGGACGCCAAGAACAGAGAGUUCUUCGAAAAGGUGUUCCCCGAGCUCCGCAAACAGCGCGAGGAGCGGGAGCGGUUCAACCGGCUCGGCGCGCGGGUCAAGUCCGAGGCCGAGCUGGAGGAGAUCGCGGACGGGCUGCACGAGCAGGAGCACGAGGACAAGAAGAUGCGCGCGCUCACCGUCGUGCCGCCGCUGCUGCGGGACCCCAACGACACGCGCCCGCUCUACAAGGACACCAACAGUUUAGGACGGUGCAUGGACAUGAAGGCGGAACAUAAAGAGUUGCAACUGAGGAACGUGUGGUCGCAAGCGGAGCGGGAGAUCUUCAGGGAGAAGUAUCUGCAGCAUCCGAAGAACUUCGGCACCAUAGCCUCGUUCCUGCCGAGAAAGAGCGUCAGAGACUGUGUUAGAUUCUACUACCUGUCGAAGAAGGCGGAGAACUACAAGCAGGUGUUGCGCAAGCCGCGCGCGCGCCGCUCCGCGCGCAACCCUGCGCGUGCGCCGCCCGAGCCCGACCUGCCGCCCGGCGUCACCACGCGGCUGCAGCGCUCGCAAGGCACAACAGGCCGAUGCUCGGAGACGAAGGAGUCGUCUGCGGAGGAGGUGGCGGGGGCGGGCGCGGGCGCGGCGAGUGCAGCGGGCUCGUCGUCGCCGGCGCCCGCGCCGCCCGCCGCACCGGAGCCGGCCUGCGUGCCGCUACCGCCAGCUGGCACUGCGCACACCUUCAGAACGGAGCUGACGCGAACACCACCUUUACCUCCGUCACCGCCGCCGGCGUCGUCCGCGCCGCUCGGCACGGUGACGUCCGCCGCGCUGUCCAUCAUCCUGCCGCCGGGCAGCCCCGCGCCGGUCGUGCCGCCCCUGCCGCCCACGCCGCCGGCGACGAUAUCGCUGCUGGACAUAGUGCUGCCGCCGGGAACUAGCGAGUCGACGGUCACUAUUACUGCUAUAACUGUAUCAUCGCCUACGAGCACGGCAUCAUCAGUGACGCCGUCUCCGGCGUCGACGUCAUGCGCGACGUCGACGUCGACGUCAACGGCCACGGUGACGGCGGCGGUGUCGGCGACGAGCGCGGGCGGCGGGCCCGGCAGCGCGCCGCCGACGCCGCAGCCGGCGCAACCGCCCACGCCGACACAACCACCGCCGACGCCCGAGGCUGCGGUGACGGAACGGAUAGGCACGCCGUCAAUAACCACCACAUUGACCACCACCACGGUCACCACCACCUCGUCCAACUGCGCUGUGUGCAGCAUGCCUGGCGCCACGCGGACCGUGUCCAGGUCGAGAGCGGUGCAUUAUGGACUUAAGGAGGACGCAGUGGGCCUGCGCGUGUGCGAGCCGUGCCACUGCCGCUGCGUGCGGUCGCGCUACACGCGCUGCCCGGUGCCGACGUGCCCGGGCCCGCGCGUGCGCGCCAAGCGCCUGCGCCACCUGCCGCCGCGCUGGCACGACCUCUCCAGCGACCUCAAGAAACCGCUCAUGGACGAGUUCCAAAUCCCAAGCGAGCUGAGCAAGUGCUGUUUAGCUUGUUUCAAACGUAUCACCCGGCGACUAGAGACUGUGGGGGAGGGCGGCGCGGCGCCGGAGCCCACGGAGGAGGAGGCGGCGCGGUUCAGGAGUCUGCUGCGGGACCACGGCACGGCCUGGGACCGGAUAGCGAGCGUCAGCGGCCGCACGCCCGCCAGCUUGAAAGCGUUCUACUUCACGUAUAGAAAAAAGCUGCAGCUGGACUCGUUGGUGGGCGAGCGGCUGCCGACGGCGGCGCGCAGCUCCAGCUCGGAGAGCGGCGUGAGCUCCGGCGACACCGACACCGCCAGCGCCGGCUCGCCGCGCCCGCCCGCGCCGCCGCAGCACCCGCGCCCGCCCGCGCAGCCCUCCGGCCCACGCACCGACGCCGUGGCGCCGCGCCGCACGCGCCGCGACGAGUACGACUCCUCCGCCACCGAGACCGCCGACGAGGAGAACGACGCGCCCACCACCAAGAUCUUGCCGCCAUCAUCAAUACCCUUACCAGUAUCCACGCCGGCAUCGUCAGCGCCGAGCCCGCUGCCCACGUCGGUAGUGUCGAGCGUGUCGAGCGCGAGCGUGUCGAGUGUGAGCAGCGUGGCGAGCGUGAGCGUGACGAACGCGACGCGCAACGGGCCCGCGCCGCCGCAGACCGUGCGCGACGUCGUGCUCAACCUCAUCGAGUUCAACCUCACGAGGGACUCGAAGCCGGUGCCGCCGCCCAUCAAACCCCAUCAGUUGAAGGUAUCAUCGUCAACGCCUGGACGGGAGACGCUAGCGACGCUGACGGUUGUGAACAGCUCGCACAACGUGAGCUCGCCGCGGUCGCCGCACCGGCCCACCGCCACCAUCACACCCAUCGCGCAGCCCGACGCGCCCAAGGAGGGCGUGGUGGUGGUGCACAUCGAGCCGCGCCCCGACCCGCGACCCGAGCCGCGACCAGAGGUCAUGGACAACAGGCCUGACUCCCUCUUGGAUCUGACGGUGAAGCGGACGGACAGGAGAAACGAUGUCUCCUUCUCACAUCCUAAUAAGCCGAAUAUGUACCGCAAUUCAAACGACUACACGUACCGCGUGCAGCCGGAGCGCGAGUCGCCGAACCAGUUCAACCCGAAGCCGAAGCCGGUGGCGGGCGGCGCGGCGGUGCCGGUGGCGGUGGGCGGCGCGGGCGUGCGCGGCGCCAAGCCCGCCGCCGCCAAGGGCUCCAUCACGCUGGGCACGCCGGUGGAGACGCGCUUCGACGCGCGCCGCACGCCGCCCGGCUCCAUCACGGCCGGCACGCCCGUGCACGCGCACCACCACCUGCACCAGCACGCCUCGCACUCCACGCACGCCGCGCAGCCCACGCACGCCACGCACGCGCCCGACAAGCGCUUCGACCACUACUACAAGCGCCGCUCGCCCGCCGCGCCCUACUACGCGCCGCAGCACUCGCAGCACCCGCAGCACCCGCAACACGCGCAGCACGCGAGGCCGCAGGACUCGGCGUACUCACCGACCGCGGGCAGCGGGUACAGUCGCAACCCUCACGGCUUAGAGCAACAACGACAGAUCAUCAUGGCGGACUUCAUCACGUCGCAGCAGAUGCACGGCGGCGCGCGGCGCGAGCGGCAGGAGCGCGCGCCCGAGCGCAGCGAGCGGAACGAGCGGAGCGAGCGCGAGCACGCCGCCUCGCCGCAGUACAGCGUGCAGUACGCGGGCGCCGCCUACUCGCCGCAGCGCCGCGACUCGGUGUCGGUCAUACAGCGGCACACGGGCCACGCCGGGCACGCGGGGCACGCGCACGGCUCGCACGGCACGCACGGCGCGCACGCCUCGCACGGCGCGCACGUGUCGCACGCGCCGCACGCGCCCGGCCACCUGUACCACGGGCCCGGCCACGCGCAGCACCACGCGCACCCGCACCAUGCGCACCCGCCGCCCGGACACGAGGCCUUCACCUCGCUCGUCAACGUGGCGUCGGCGGCCACGGCGCUGCCCGUGCCCGGCGGCGAGCCCUCCAAGCCGGAGCCCAAGCCGCAGCCCUCGCCCCACCAUCACCAACAACACGAAGUCAGAUUACGUGAAAUGAACUUACCACAGAAAUACCAUCCAAUAACGCAGUACCAGGUAAUGGACAGGCGAGUAAAGCAUCCGCAAUAUAACAUGGAACGAGACAUCCAAAUGGCGAUGCAACAGAGAAGAGAAAACGAGCGAGCGAUUGUCGCGAUGCAGGAACGACACGUUAUAGAACAACACCAGCAGAAUCAUCCGCACCAACAACAGAUCAUGCACGACAGACAUCAUCUACAUGUACAACAGGAGAACGAGCGAAGACCUGUGUCAGCUGGUUCGUACACGACGAAGCAUCGCGCGCAAACGCCGCACCACCUCGAUAGGAAAGACAACCGCAGUGUAGUGUCGGGGUCAGUGAGCUCGGUGGCGAGCGGCGCGGGCGGCGCGGGCGGCGCGGGCGGCGCUAGCGGCGCGGGCGCAGUGAGCGCGGCGGCGGCUGCGGCGGCGGGCGCGGAGGCGCGCUCCGGCACGCUCACCGCCGCCGAGCUCAUCGACGCCAUCAUCACGCACCAGAUCAGCCAGACCACCGACCAGCGGUACCCGGGGCGAGAGUGCGACAACGGCACCGGCAACCCGCCCACGCCGCAGGACCGUCCCGAGCGCGGCCCCGCACCGCCCGACCGCGACCGCGACGAGCCGCACGCCGCCGCCACGCACACCACCAGCAUCAAGCUCGGGGACCUCGCCUCCAACAUCAUCACCAGGGACUUCUGCAGUCCCACCACGUCGCUCAUACACAACAAUCGAUUCCCUGUGAGCAAUUCGGAAGCAUAUUCGAGUGCGGUGAGCGGCGUGACGGGUGUGAGCAGUGUCAGCGUGGCGGGCAGCGGCGCGGGCGCAGGCGGGGGCAGUGGCGGCGCGGGAGGCGGGGGAGCGGGCGCGUCGGGGCCGCUGGUGGCCGGCGGAGCGGGCGCGCCCGCACCCGGCGCCGACGAGUGGAAGCGACGCGACCCGCCCAAACACGCGCCAUACUUAGAGCCAGUCUCGCCGCCUGAUAACCACCACGCUAAUAGAAGCAACAGCAACCGUCGCUACGGCUGCGUGUCGGGCGGCAGCAGCGGCGUGCUGACGGCGUUCGACUACGUGACGACGCGCAUCGUGGAGGUCAUGCGCAGCGACGCGGACGAGCGCGGCAAGCCGCUGCCCUUCCCCACGGCCGGCUACACCUACCCCUACUCCGCGCUCAACGUGUCCGCGCCGCACCAGGCGCACGCGCACGCCACACACGCCACGCACACCACGCACGCCGCCAUUGACGGUAGCGGCGCGGCGUCAUCGGGCGGCGGCCCCGCGGCGGCAGCGCCGGAGCCGGCGCCGCUGAUGUCGGAGCAGUACGACCCGCUGUCGGACGAGGACUGACGCCGCGGCGGGCCCGCGCCCGCGCCGCCGCGCGCGGCCUCGUAGCGACGCCGCCGCCGGCUCUCCGUCAUCUGCCACACCUCCCGGUAGCGACGCACCACCACACCAGUCACCACCGGGCGGGACGGAACUGCCGCUGAUGUCCGACCUGGCGAUUCGUGUUCAAUCGAUUCUCGAUGUUUGGAAACGAUUGUAAAAUAUUUUGUAAUGACAAAACCCAUUUUGUAAAAUGACCAAUGUUUUGUCUCUGUUUUAUAUUAUUUAAUCAGAAGAAGAAAUUGACAAAACAGUGGUUGGUUGAAGGGUAAUGAUUAUUGAUAUCGAUGUGCCUAUAUCGAUAUUGAGGCUUCCAGAAUCGAAUCAUGUUUGUUAAUUUGUAUCAGGAUAACGAAUACGCGAGUAAUAAAUCGAUAAAUAAAUCGGGCAUCAAACGGAAGUAUCCGACCGUAACAGAAUCGGAGACGGCGGUAAAACAAAAAGACAAAACAAGUAUACACAAGCACAGACAGUAUGGGUACAUUAGGUUUACGCGCGUGGACACCCCAUAAUAGGACGGUACUAAUUGUAUAUAAAUAAUAUUCUUACGUUACGAUGCAGGGAAAUAGCGUCACGUUGUGGGAAGCUUUAAGACGCGCGUAGUGUACAGAGGAAUCUGCACAUCGACUGCGGGGGCGGCAGGGCGGCACCACUCCGGCAGAGCUGAACCUCCGCGGCGCCACGUCCGGGCCGGGGCCGCCGGGGCCGCCGCGUGCCGACCUGCGCACGGCCUCGGCCCGGACGCGACGCCGUCAUAGUUUUAAUAUUCGACUGAUGACGAUUUUCCAAACUGUUAGAUGUAUUUUGUGAUUAACGCAAGAGCCAAUUAUAGAUGUAAGUGAAGUCUAUUCGUUAUUGCGACGAUCAUGUUGUUGUUCAAAUCGGUUUUGACAUAGUGUGCCUACCACUUUAGCUGUAAGAUUGUCUGCGGGGCUUGUGAAUAUUGGAGCUCCGGAUUUUCGCUUUUUUAUUAUUGCUCUGAAUACUUGUCUUUUAAACCAAUUAGUGUAUUACCCUUUCUGUCAAGGAAUUUGAAAUAAAUCAGGGCUGAUUAAAUCUCUUCAUCAUUUAGUCGUUAAUUACUUCCAAUGAAGUCUUCUCAAACGGUUUCCUGACGACUCCACACGAUUAAGUAAAUCCAUUCAUUUAGAAAUCUCUGUUCAUUAUUCAUGUUUGUUCUCCUUGCACGAGCUCACUUUUAUACAAUAAAUGGAACUUGAACUAGUAUAAGUAUAAAAUAACCCGGCCGGAGUGUCGCGCGUGUGUCGGCACGAGUCCACCGCGUGUGCGCCACGUGUCCGCCACGUGUCGCCCUGCACGCCGCCGCCCGACUGGAGGCCGGCCCGCGCCGCCUCAACGCAACUGGAUACGCUUAUCAUGUAAAAAUAUUAUGCUGUCGAUAUUUGUAUGUCGGUUAUAUUGUAACGUUAUUUAUUUACUUCUCUUUUUUACGUAUACCUACAUUACAUUUAGGGAGCCGCGUGGCGCGUGACGACGACGCGUCGCGGUUUGUAUGCACCGCGGUCCGCGUCGAUCUCUAGCGAUGGAUCAUUUCGUGAUAAACUAGCACUGCCGCCGAACGAAACAAAAUAACCCGAACCGUGGGAGUGUAAGUGGCAGUAUGAUGUGUGUAGGGAGUAUGUACGUAACGUUUUAUCCAGUCUUCCAUCGCCGCUCCGCAGGCGUCGGUGCGCAGGCGUCGGCCCGCCAGCGCCGCCGCGCCGCCUAGGAUAGGGUUUCCGUAUUCGUCCACUACUUAGCGACUCGUAACCUUGUACAUUGUGUAUAGUCUGUAUAUGUGGGUCGGGUGGCGCAUGCGUAAGGCAGAUUCCUCGCGACGUUUCUGUUCUGCUUGUCGCGGAGGCUGUCCGUAUAGUAUUAUAAGUUGUUACUCGCUUGUGUUCGGACUUCGCUGCGGCAACGCGUUAAUUAGUAAUACUUGUAGUUGAUUUUUUUCGUUAAUUUUAAGUAUCGUAUUGUUGUAAAUAGUCCCAUUUUUCAUUCAUUUUUGUAUUGUAUAGUAGUCGAGGCGGCGGCAGCGAACUCCGAAACGCGCUCCGCCGUCGAGCCGGCGGCGAUCACGAAAGCGUUGAACUGUUUACUGAAACUAAAUCCUUUAUAUAUAGUGUACACUCGAUGUAAGGCUAGCACGUAAUGUUGAAGCGGUAAAUUAUAUACAUAUGUAAAAGUUGGUUAUUAUGUAUAUGCAUUUGUAAUUAUACAGGUUAGAUACGACUUACAUUUAGAGAUUUCAUUUUUUUUUUUCGUUAGUUUGUCGCGGCCGACGGGCCGGUAUAAAUAUGGGUGUGGGCUAUGGACGAGUGCGUGCGAGUGAGUGGGACUGCAAGGCACGCGCCGCCGCCACGCCACCGCCACGCCGCCGCCACGCAGCCGCCACGCUGCCGCGCACUCACUACUGCAUUUUCAUUUACGACGUAUCCGGUGUUUACUGGCCGCUUGUGUUUCGAACAACUCCAAUUAGAUAUCAGAUGUUAACGGACAAGUCUCCGGCCCCACUACGAUUGUAUGUAACAUUAUUUAUUUGUAUUUUUUAUUAAACACGUCAGUGAGAAAAUCAUUGUCAAAAAAAUCGCCCUUCAGUAAAAACUAAUAUGACUAGAUCUUGUAAGAAAUAGUAUAAGCACAUGUAAAAUAAUAUAAAUAUUAUUACUUUGUUGAAAAUAUAAUUUGUACUGGUACAAAAGUGUUGCCACGUUAAAUAUUUUCUAACAUUUAGUAUUAACAAAGUGGUAGUAUCCAGGGAACUGUUCGUAAUACAGGCGGUUAGUGAGGUUUGAUGUCCUCAAGUGUGAAGAAUCGACUGAUUAAAUUUACUUUGUGCGUGAAGGCGCGGGCCGGCGGCAUCGGUGGCAUGCAUAUUGUGAUUUCUUUAUAAAAAUGUAAUGUAUAAUGUAAGUAGCCGAAAAGAAGAUAAUCCUUGUGGGUCCGGACAUGCGAAAACAAAGUUUUGACGGACUGCAAAUCAAUAAAUAAGAAUGGAAAAAUCUA